Messenger RNA from Ambispora leptoticha, 450 nucleotides. The record is from the annotation of a GenBank genome assembly. NCBI's taxonomy places the organism in Eukaryota, Fungi, Glomeromycota, Glomeromycetes, Archaeosporales, Ambisporaceae.
ACAAAAAUUAUCCACACGUCAUGAUUACACAGAUUUUUAUUUCUUGCGUCGAAGGAAUAUAUUAUCCGCUGAUUUAUUGGCAAAAAAUGUACAAUUGGCGAAAAUCAUAAAUGUGUAUGUCGGUCUUUUCUCUAAAGAAACAUGGCAAUUUCUUCUUAAAAAUGGAAUCAGUCGACCACGUACCACACGACCUCCAACAACUCUUCGCGAAAGCCAACCUAAUUUGGUAUUUAAUAAUCUUAAGGAGUUGAGAAUAACCGGAAUAAAGAAUGAAAAAAUGCUUCAAGAAUUCCUUGAAAAUUUUACCGAAGUUUGCCAUUCAAUUCGUGGAAUUACCCUUAAUAAGGAUUCAAUGGAUGAUUUCAAUAAGAAAACGAUUGAGAUUCUCGAUGAAAAUAAAUCAAAAAAUGCAACGAUCUCUCAAAAGGAACUCGAAUGGUUAGAAUUGAA